CAGCCAUGUUGCUCAGCGUGAGGGGAACCGUCCGUAGUUCGACCCCGGCCGGUGGCAAGCCGGGGAAGGUGAAGCUGAAGAUCCGGAACAUGGUGCCGAAGCCGAACCCUGAUGCGGUGGAUUCCUCCAGGUCUUUGCCGGCGAAGCCUCCUCGUCCUCGGCCGGUAGAUUCACGGCACCAGCAAAAGGUUGUAUUUAUUUGGUACAGUGUGCUUGCAUUUGCACCGAAUUCCUACAUAAUUUGUUUCGAGAAAAGAAUAAGCCGCCUUUCUGAAAUCAAAUGGAAAUCUAACCGGAUUUGCUAAACUAAAAAAAGACACACAAUUGGCAACUGAUUCAAAAGGAUGAUCUGCUUGUAGACUGAAGGCGCAAAAUAUUGUGACAAGUCAUUUUCUUCAAGAGACAAGAAAUCCAGAAAGGAGAGGUUAGUUGAAGAAGAAAUGGCUCAGGAGCAAUCAGCCAAAGUUCAGAGAGAACCGUCUUCAGAUCCUGUCCGGAAGAGUAGGAGGCUUGCUAAGAAAUUUGUAUUGGACAAUGAAAUAGAUGAGGACUAUGAUACAAUUAAUAUUGGAACUCCUGCCUGGUUCAGAGAGAACCGUCUUCAACCAGGCAGGAUGCAAGUGGAAAAGCCUCUCAAUCUUUGAAACGUUUCAAUUUCCAGGAGCCGUCAGCUAUGUGUAAUCUUUGUAGGCUGAAGCUAUAAGCAAAAUAUUGGGCCUGGACUCUGAGAAGAAGGAAGAGAGGAAGCAAAAGGAUCCGGAAGAGAAGGUUCUGAUCACAAAGUGCAAUGGACCUUCCAGUAGCAGAUCCUGGAACAGAGAGAGGCGAAGGCCCGCUCAUUCAAUGUCCGUACUGCGAUUCAGAGGCAAUGCACAAACUGGCACAGCUCCUGCUCCCUGGCCUGGCUGCAGUCUGCGUUGAUGGCACGACAGGUGAUCUGUUCAGGAAGCCCUCCGUUGUCGCGGUUGAGUUAAGGAAGGAGAUGGUGGACUACAUCACGCAGAGGAGCGAUACUUUCAUUGCCGAUGCCCUGAUCGAGUCCGAAGCGAAUCAGGACCCUGAGAAUGAGAUGCCGGAUGACCCUUUCGAAAUCGUUUCAAUUUUUAUGGAUGAUUUCAGCAGCACCAAGAGGAAUAUCAUCGGUCAUGUCUCUGGGUGGCUGCUGAGCGACAACCGUGAGGAUAAGAUUGAUGACUUUGUCCAGGAGAUGGAGAUGACCCGCUUCUGGCCUCUAGAUAGGAGGGAAGCCAUCGCCGAGGUCCUCCUCAAGAAUGUCGACCUCAAGACCAAGUUCCACUGCCCUGAGAAGUAUGAAAAUGAGGAGCGGCUGGCUGAUCACAAGGAACGAUGUAGCUUCAGACCUGUUACUUGCUCAAAUGACGGAUGCCGAGCCAAAGUUUCUGUCCGCUGCAUGGAUGCUCAUGAUGCUGCUUGCCCAUUCAAGAUCCUUCAGUGCGAGCAGAACUGUGACAAGCGCCUCCUGAGGCGUGAUAUGGAUAGGCACUGUGUCACCGUCUGCCCAAUGAGGCCCAUGAAGUGCCCCUUCGGCUGCGAUUCCUCAUUCGCUGAGCGUGAUCUCGAGAAGCACUGCUUGGAGUUCCUUCAGGCACAUUUGCUUAAGGUCCUUAAGGUGAUUCACAAGAAAGGGCGUUCCGAAGAAGAACUUAAGGAACUUGCUCAGAAGCUAGAAAAGUAUGAUGAACAUGGUAAGCUGGCUAAAGCUCUGGAUGCAAGACCUCUUACUAAUGCUGUGAAGGACCUUGAAGCAAAGAUGAAAGGUGAACCCUCGAGUUAAAGGGUCUUUUAUACAGCCAAACCUAACAAGAUGGAUAAUGGCAUGGAUUAGUUUGAAGAGUUUGUUCCUACGUAUAGUACAGCAUACAGAGAAGAAUAUAAGUUCUGUUUUAUUUUUUGCUUCUUUCUCUCCUUUCACAAUCAAAUCAAUUUGUCAGUAUUAUAUUGUACUAUUGCUAUGCGCCUGCAAGGCUGCAAUUUUGUACAAGUAUAUUGUUUGUUUUGGUAUAUAAAUGAAAGGUGGCGGUAAA
Panicum virgatum (switchgrass) is the source of this 2045-nucleotide messenger RNA. RefSeq names its product TNF receptor-associated factor family protein DDB_G0290931-like. Lineage: Eukaryota; Viridiplantae; Streptophyta; Magnoliopsida; Poales; Poaceae. The coding region runs from base 788 to 1795 and encodes 335 amino acids. The transcript is spliced from 3 exons. The record is from RefSeq and is a predicted model, not a curated record. Gene Ontology annotation, molecular function: zinc ion binding.